UUUCUCAAAGCGCGUUACCGCGUUACCGCGUACCGCAGCGGCACAUAUAGAUACAAGGCUGGCCCUACUUUAGAUAUAUGUUCAUAGCAAGAUAAUCUCCGCAGCGAAAAAUGGGAUGGGAAACACCGCGAUUUUGUAGCGCGACUUGUGUCUCUACAUCUAAGGCACGCGUGACCGAACACCUUGGGUCCUCGCAUGGUUCAGGUGUGACGUACGCAAUCACAAGGAUGUAUCUGACCACACUGAUCCAUAGGAUGUGCAGGCGACUUCUGUGGCUUCGACGUGAGCUUGCGGCGAGUGACGGACUGCCCAGGUGUAGCCAGCGGAAAAUACUUAUCGGAAUUCAAAAGAAAAAUGCUAGCCAAUGAUGAUAAUAGAAUCAAAGACUCUUUGACGGAUGUAUCACCAACGGACGUGUCAUCUCAGGGAGUCAUUGAAUUACCAUUUCAGUCUAUUGCUCGUGCCAGAGAAGAGAGUAAGCUUGUUAGACUCGUACUUAGACGGUACUGCGCUGACCAACCAAUCAACACCGUGUUUAAAGGUACUUGGGACAAAACCAGCUCUACUCCAGGGGAAUUCCCCGGUCGGUGUUAUGGUACGGUUCGUGUAUGUCUUGCUUGUUUUUGUGUGUAUGAUCUCAUCGAACACGCAAGAUAUUUGUCUAGACGGGGGGGCAUUACAGCAAGCUCACGUGCACCAAAGGCAGUACACACCAAGAAAAAGGUAUUUGCAAAAAAAGACCUAGCCUGUCACAUCACACCUGCAUUGACGCUAGAGGCGUGCGCGGUGGCUAGAGCAGAAACAGCAAUCUCCUGUCUUACAAAUCUGGAUGUCGCAGAGCUUCGCAGCUAUAUUUCCCCGCCGCCGGCAGUCUCGCUGGUGACCAAAGCCAUGUUCAUUCUUUUGUCUGGUGGCAAGACCCUCAGUUGGAAACAGACUCGCCACGCCAUGGCCAGUGGCGACAUUUUUCUGCUAGACAACUGCGCCCAAAUUUCUCCUGUAAUUUGUUCAAAAACUGAGUGACUAUGCAGGCGCUCGCUGCUUGAAUUUAACUGCGACUCUAUUACUCCACGAGUUGAACGUGCGAUUGAACCCUAUAUCCACAAUACCCUGUUUCGUCCAAACACGAUAGCACAUGCCAGUACAUCGGCUUCCCGGGGUUGUUUGUGGGUUUUGGGAAUGCUGGAAGCACAUAAAUGGCGUGCUGGUAGGGGCCACGAUCGCCUCGAUUUCUUGGUCUUGGAUUCGUUUGAUGCUGGGAAUGGUGAGCGGCAGGAACGAAGGGAAAUGCCAUCACGCAGUAAAAAAGGUAUUGCUAUGAGGAUUUCUAGUAAAAGAAAUCAAGUUGAUGGACGUCACGUUGUCGCGGCCGUGAUGGGGACUGAAAGAGAUGGUUUCGCUCUUAUGCCAAUCUCGACCCCCUCUCGGCAGUCCCUGCCACCGGAAUCAUUGGUUUCAUCACUACUUUUUUUAAGAACCACUGACCUAUUCCCUAUCCAGCUGCAAAAUGUCUUUCCUAAGAGCAAUUCUCAUAAGAAUUUAAAGUGGGGAGAACACUGCGAGUUUUCUAGACAAGAGCGAUCUGCGCAAUUGAUGACUCAGAGACGACAAAUGGCGCGCUUGGCUUCCCGGCCCCACACUAGGCUAAUGGGCAAUCACGAGAAUUUGUCAUCUGGUCUUACGGAAAACUGUCGCGGAGUAUUUAUUUGUUCCGAUGGACUUACGACGCUACCUUAUGAAAUUCUUGGUGAGGCUUCUCUUGCUGCGUCAAGUCACAACUUUGUUGUCGUUCACGACAUUUUCGACACACUCGACAGUACUAAAAUAUUUUUUCAAAGAUUACUUCAUCGCCAUCCUGCCUGUCAGAUUUUAAUUUACAAUUAUUCAGGGCAGGCUGGAACUACCUUUUUGACCGGCAAUUCUGUCAGAACAGGACUACACGCGAGUCACUUAGCCGAACUACUCCAACAUGUGAAUUUGCGGGGCAAGAUGCUGUUAAGCAGCGGACCAUUUUACUUGGUGGGUAUUGGAUAUGGAUUUAGCAUCUGCACACAGUUUGUAAUUUCACAUUACUGUGAGCAGGACCCAAGGAGCUCAGUUUAUCAAAUGCUCAAGGGUCUGGUCAGUGUAAAUGGCACUGCGCAGAUUGACAGACAAUAUGCAGCCAUAUUACAUGCCUUACUCGACUCGUGUGACAGAUUUCCAAAAGAGCGUUUUGAUCUACCUGUCUCUUACCUUUCGCGAUUUCAAUUUAGUGACAGAUAUCUUGCUCGUGUUCAUCCACAACUUGCGCUGAAUAUCUAUACUGCUGUUGCCAACCCAAUUACAUUGCAGGGACGUGCUGCACUUGCACGAGGUGCACUGCAGAACUACCUUGAUAUUGACCUCUUGUCUCGUGUCUCUCUCCCAAUUUUUGCUCUUCAAUCUACAGAGAAUCUUCUUGUCACUCCGUCGAAUGUCGAGGUAAUAGUGCGUGGCCGAAUCACGAAUCAUGUAUGGUCUCAUGAAGUGCGUGUUGGUGCUUUGGGUGAGGGAGCUUAUUUUGGGGCUCGCACUCGAGCCACUAUACGAGGUAUGGUCGAAAGGAUUAAGGAUAAUAGUGCGGGAAGUGCCUGCGUUGUUUGGGUUCGUGCAGGUCAUGAAAUACGGCAGGAAGCACCAAAUGUAAUGCUAGACUUUUUUGAUAUCAUAGCUCCAUCUACCACGGCAAUAAGCGCUGGACUAACGAGAUCAGUAUUCGAGCCUACACCACAUAGCGAGAGAGAGCCAGCGGGGGUAGAUGCAAUUGCUGCGGAUAUUCGACUCGCCCCCCCCCCCCAAACAAAUCUCACCGGAGAAAGACAGAAAACGCAUUUUUCAAGUUCUAAUGUCCUGCGUUCCGAACCAUUGAUGACACUAAAAUGCGAACCACGACUCUACGAUUCCAAAAAAGCUGCCAAGGGGGCAGGCAGGGAAGAAGGGAAAACGGAUCAAGAUAUGUCCCAUCACGCAGAUCUGUUCGAGGAACCUCCACUCUCGUUUGGGCUCACAUUUGGCGUUUCGUUUCCAAAUGUGGCUACGCACGACUUCACGCGACGUAGGAGGUAUUCCUUUUUUAAAAUUGUCUCAACCAGUUUAGCCGAUGCCGUAGUGCAUAUUCAAGUCGAGGAUGUCGUCAUGAGGGCGAUAUAUGCAGGUUCCCUAGUUGUAAGUGCCCAUAUUACUGCGGGAGCGCCUAGUAGCAUGGAUGCAGCAACUUUUGCCGAUACCAUCACAGAUGCACUCAAUCGGGCCUUGACAUCUUCAAAUUGUGCAACGGCUUGGGGGAGACCUACGUUUCUUUCGAUCUCUCGUCGUCAAGAGAACAAAGGCGGAUUGAAGCACCAGCUACCACAGGACAGCACUAGCUCUGUCCAAAGCCAGCUUUCUACCGAGACUCAACGACAAGCUGGGCUACAUGUAGAUCAGACGGACAAUGCAAGCACAUCAAUAGAAGAUGACGAGGGGAGCAGAACCAGAACCAGGCAACUCAUAGAGAUGCAGCGCAAUGUCAAUGUUGAUAGAGCUGAAAUAAGACUAGUAACUGCCCAAGUCGUUCCUGUAUACAAGACCCAGCCAGGUGUGCAGCAACCAGUGUUGCAUCCACCACCUGUUGCUUAUAGAGAGAGCUUCAUGCCCUCAUCAAUUGCACAUCGACAUGAUCCAGAGACAUUAUUUUCAGAUGCAAACAUUCACCUUAGCCCUGAGCCUCGGGGACAAGAAACCUUGGCUUCAAAGGAGGACGAUAUCACGAGGGAGAUGGCAUCUGCGCAGCUUCUACGUGAAUGGGAUAUUGCACAGCCAAGGAGACGGAGGGGUGUCAGGGGGGUGUAGGAGCGUUUCACUUAAUGUUCCUUGGCUAAUCGCAUGCUAUAAUUGCAGGCCCCAGACAAUUACGAUAGCAGGAACGACAUCCAAAUUCGAAUUGCGAUUUCACUAGUACAUCAAAGUCCGACACAGGUUUUGGUCCUUAGGCGUGACGCAAUCCGCAUCGAGGAUGCAUUUUACGGUCAAAUCCGAGUCCACAUCGCAGCGCAUGUUCCUUCUGACGAAACCAUUUAUGGGCCGUAGACUAGCCAAACAUCGAAAUAUGGCCAAACUAAGUCCCUGUUCAUCAGCGCCACCACGCGUACCUAGGAAAAAAUCCAGCUCGUUUUUCAUCCGGCCUUGCGGAGUGACGCCUAUCCCAAGGGGCGUGCACGUGCUCCCCUGGACGAUUGCGCGAACUUCGGGCGCUCGAUGGAAUCUCUACCGUGAGAGUGGGUGCCAGUGCCGGCCCGGGCCGCCGCCCCUAGACCGUGAUGAUGAUAUAGUUGUAGCAUUUUUUGCACCAUUUCGAGAUUUUAGAGGUCGUCACGAGCUAGUCACGAGCUGUUUUCGCUACGCUCACAGGUCAUGACGUCCCCUAACUCGAAGCAGGCGUUAAAAAAAGCCCCAAUGACAAAACUUGGCGGUCGCAUGACCCUAAAUAUAAAAAAAGGGUGUUAAAAAAAUUAAGAUCAUGAUAUGAAACCAUUGCCUCCCC
Molecule: messenger RNA, 4543 nt
Organism: Pelagomonas calceolata
Lineage: Eukaryota; Pelagophyceae; Pelagomonadales; Pelagomonadaceae
Source: the annotation of a GenBank genome assembly